Salmo salar (Atlantic salmon) is the source of this 3130-nucleotide messenger RNA. RefSeq lists its product as uncharacterized. Gene Ontology annotation, biological process: chemical synaptic transmission; synapse organization; synaptic vesicle endocytosis. The record is from RefSeq and is a predicted model, not a curated record. Gene Ontology annotation, molecular function: cuprous ion binding. Lineage: Eukaryota; Metazoa; Chordata; Actinopteri; Salmoniformes; Salmonidae. Gene Ontology annotation, cellular component: axon terminus; neuronal cell body; cytoplasm.
AUGUGUGUGUGUUAGCCUAUUAAAGGAGCAGAGCCGAUCCAAUCAGAACAAAUCAUGUAUGGAUUAUGACUUCUAUCACAAAAUGCAAUGCAGAAUGCACCUCCUCUCUAACAAGGUCAUCCACUCAGAGCUUACUGGAGCACAAGUGUGCGUGUGUUUGUGUGUGUGUUCUGUCCUAUGGAGCGUAUGGCCAUUUCACAGGUCAUUGGCUGCAGAGGAGCGCUCUCUCUCAGGGGUAAACCCUGCUGCUAAACCCCACAGCUAAAACACUGUAUUGGUCCUUGGCCUGGAUAGUGUAGACAGACAGACAGGUCCUACGCACAUACAGACAGACACACACGCAGUCGGAUAUGCUAGAUAGAGGCCGUACCCAGGAAGAGUGCUCCUCUGACUCAGAGAAGGAAGCUGUGUCAUAGCCACGCUGCAAAUGGGUGUGUGUGCGCGAGUAUGUGAAUUGGUGUAUGUCUGCUGCAGUACUGCGCAGCUCGGCACGUGGCUCACAGACUACGGGGAGCGUGCAGAGAGAGAGAGAGAAGGAGAGAGAAAUAGACAGAGGUGGAACGAGAGGGGAGAGAAAAAACAAGAAGCGAAAUGGAGGAGGAAGCGAGGCAUCUGCAGUUCUGAGAGUGUGGACGAGAGAGAAAGGGGGAGAAGAGAUAGAGAUAAAGCAAGAGUAUGCAUCUCCAAUGAACUGUGUGCUAUGGAAACAUGUGUCAUGUUCAAAGACAAAGGAGGGAAUGGACGCAGGAGUAAACAAAGUUGCUAACCGCGACCAGGCAAACAUCGUCGGGGACCCCACUGCUGCCGGAGCUGACCUCUCGCAGGGUGGCAUGGAGAACACCGGACAGGCGGAGGAGCCUCAGCCUGUAUACGAGGCGGAAUAUGGAGGAAUGGAGCAGGGAGGAGAAGGAGAGGGCUCUCAGGGCGGCUACUAGUCAUUCCAGGGAUCUCUUCUCCCCAGCCUUCCGUUUGGUCGCUCGCUACCCUCACCCUGCUGUUCCAGACUUCCAGAUGUUCUACUUCUUUUUUUGUGACUUUAUGGAACCAAAACCGAUACAGACUCUUCCAGAUACCCCCUUUGCCCUCCCUGAUACCCUCUGUUGCCCCUAACAGCCCCCUUCUGGCCCCCCUCUCCUGUAUAGCUCCCCGCCUUUGUGUCGUUGUCGUCAUGUUGUUCGCCCUAGUGUUAUGUUCUCCCUAUCGCCACACAGUACUCUUUCAAGAGGCCUGCGCACACACACACACACACAGCAACAAUACACACACACACACACACACACACACACACACACACACACACACACACACACACACACACACACACACACACACACACACACACACACACACACACACACACACACACACACACACACACACACACGGUAGAUAAGAGCUGUGAUGAUUAUGCAGGAUUACAGAACCACAGAGAGAUGUAUCGUAGUUUGGAUGCUUGUGUGUGUGUCUGUUAGACGUGUCAGGUAGUAGGACAGUUCAGGGGUGUUCUGUCCAUGAGAUGCUGCUGUGGGGACAUGUGCAAUGAAUUAGAGAGUGUGUGUGUGUGUGUGUUUGGUCACACAUGUAACAGGGUCAUAUUAAAACCGAUUAACUAGCCGGCUUAUAUUGUUGCACUUGUUAAGUCUAGGGGUCUUAGGCCUAGUUUACUGGUCUGUAACCUGAUUUGAUGUGUGUAUCAAUAUGAGAAGGAAGCGUAUGUGACCAGGUGUUGAAUGUACGUGCGCCCAGGAGACAGCCACCUUACCUUAAGUCCAGGGCCAGCUCCUUCUUGACCUCUUGAUCAGCCAGUCCAAGUGGAUUAUUACUUGUUCAGAUGGUGAAACAUAAAUAUGUACAAAAACAAAACAAGAAAAAGGCAUCCCCAAAUAAAGAAGUUAACUAACACAAAGAAACAAAACAACUAAAGAGGUUAACUAACACAAAGAAACAAAACAACUAAAGAGGUUAACUAACACAAAGAAACAAACAAAAGGCCGGCAGAGAGGCUUCUGGCCUCCUCUCUUUCUCCCAGACAGCCAGUCACCCCAAUUGGCUGCACCUGAUGUUCUUUUCAAGGCUUAGCUCAGCACCUAGACCUGCCAGCUGCCACUUUGGGGUGGAGUGUGGGAGUAUCCUAGAUAGUGUGUUGCCUAACUGUGUGUUAACACUACACUACCCGGCAUAUCAAAACAAUAUGCCUUGAGACACGCCAGAAAGCAAUACACAUGUACCGCCACCACUGGGAAUCACAUAACAGCAGAAGAUAUCAAUAUACGCAAUACACUACAGUGGUUUUGGUCUAGCCUGGGAUUAGUCUGGCUCUAGAUAUGGCCUGGGUCGACUGGCAGAGUUGGAAGGGAGAAAAGCAGAAAGUGAUUCAGAAUGAUGAUUACUUGUGAAAAUAUGUUGUUGUCAUAGUAAUACCAAGCAAUAGUCAGACAGAUAGGUAGAAUAGAGGAGCAUCACACAUAGGGAAUGCUGGGAAAUGUAUAUUCCAAAUCGAUUUUUGAUUCCCACAAAAAAUAGUACAUUUUCUACUGUCAUUGGUUAACUGCUCCUGUUGUCAACCAUCUCAGCCACUCAGAGGCUUCCUCUGCCCUGUCACUCAGUGUGUCCCGCCCUUCCCUGUGUCAGCAAGUAACUUUAGAGACUAAAACAGGUCUGCUCUGUGCAGGUACAAAGUGUGUGUCUGUGUGUGUGUGUCUGUUACAUAUACAGCAGGUCAGUCCAGCAUCAGUGUCUGUAUUAUAGAGCAGGUAUGUGUGUAUUAUUACUUUGAGGUCAAUGGAAACUGAUUACUGCAUGUUGCCUUAUCCAGCACUCUUACAUUCACACAUCACACACACACAAACACACACACACACACACACACACACACACACACACACACACACACACACACACACACACACACACACACACACACACACACACACACACACACACACACACACACACACACACACACACACGUACCCGCACAAACCCACAAUCCAUACACACAGUACACUCAUCAAGCACACACAAAUAAUACACAAACACACUCACACCUUGUUUAAGUUGGCAUCGAAGCAGACUUGCUGAUUUUAUAAACAGUACCAGUGAAUUAAAGACAGUUUUGUUGAAAUCCAAA